Neocloeon triangulifer is the source of this 1287-nucleotide messenger RNA. RefSeq names its product ribonuclease H2 subunit B. NCBI's taxonomy places the organism in Eukaryota, Metazoa, Arthropoda, Insecta, Ephemeroptera, Baetidae. Gene Ontology annotation, cellular component: ribonuclease H2 complex; nucleoplasm. The transcript is spliced from 7 exons. The record is from RefSeq and is a predicted model, not a curated record. Gene Ontology annotation, biological process: RNA catabolic process; ribonucleotide metabolic process. The coding region runs from base 199 to 1149 and encodes 316 amino acids.
GCCAACAGGCAGGACAUGCGGCGCAGCGGCUGUUGCUUUUUUCGAUAGGCAACUCCAAUAAUUAUUUUCCCAAACACUUUUCCGGUCGAUAAAGAAACGUGCUUCCCGUUUACGCUGCCGGUAAACAUUUAGGUUGCAGUAUUUGGUCAAGCAUCGUAAUUACCGUUGCAAAAAGUCAUUUGCAUCUCUCAACUGAAGAUGCCCAGGACGAAGGCCUCGCCCAAAAAAUGCGUUAAAUCGCAGGUCGCCAACGACACUCUCCUGCUCAUCCUCAAAGGCGAUGCCCUAACAAUUCCUGAAGGAUGCGACGGAAAAUUGAACAUUGUGAAGCUACGGCAUCCGCAAACUUCUUCACAGGCGAUGUUCUUUUUCAGCGCCGACAAUAAAAUGGUCCAAGAGAUUCUCAGCUUUUCCGAGGACAAAAGGUCUUGGGUGAUCGAUGACCACAUCCAGUCGGACGGAAAAGUUCACCUGUCAACACCAGUUGACCCUCUGUUUUUGAUUUUACCUUACAUGACAAAGAGUGCUGGUCGUUUUGAAUCUUUGGAGCAGCUUAUCCAGGACGAGGAUUUCCCAGAAACAAAAAGAUUGCUUCAGUGCGUAACCCCCAAGCAGCUUAGGUGCAUUUCAGAAAUUAAAGAAGUUGGUGAUGAUAAGUAUUACCGGAUCAACGAGGAGAAAACUCUCAGAUGGCUCACCAAGAAGGUCAAACGGGUCAGUGAAGUUUUAAAGGAGAAGGGCAUCCACGUGGGUCCGGGUGCGGUUUCGGCCAAUUUCGUCCGAGGCUCAAGAUAUGUGGACGCAGACACAGCACCUGCAGAAACAGAGUUCCUUCUCUACGCCUUUGGCAUUCUUUCGGAAUACAUAUCAGCCGACUUGUGCAUGAAACUGAGGAAUGCACUGGACCUGCCAGAGGCAACAAGCAAUGAUUCAGGCAAAGGAAAGAAACGCAAAGCUGACGAAUGUGAUGCUGGUGAUGGUAAAAAAACGAAAGUGGAAGAGGCCAAAGAUAAUGCUCCUUCAAGCACUUUUGUCCCCAAAAGUUCAGAGCCAAAGGCUGCUCCAAAGAAAGAAACUGCCAAGGACAAAGCUCUCGCAAGAGCAGCAGUUGGUACAAAGAGUAUCUCCAACUUUUUUAAGAGGAAAUAAAUACCAGAGCUGAAAGACGAAUUGCAGACUUAAAGGCUCUACUGACAUUUUUCACCAUUUUAUAUUUUGAUAUUAUUUAAACGUUAACUUAAGCCUUGUGUGAGAACCUCUAAAUUAUAUUUAGCAGCUAUCAUUAAA